Messenger RNA from Penicillium nucicola, 519 nucleotides. RefSeq lists its product as uncharacterized. The record is from RefSeq and is a predicted model, not a curated record. The coding region runs from base 1 to 519 and encodes 172 amino acids. Lineage: Eukaryota; Fungi; Ascomycota; Eurotiomycetes; Eurotiales; Aspergillaceae. The transcript has 3 exons.
AUGUCUCAAAUUACCAAAGAAUCUCCAAGCUUCGUGAAUUACAUGGAGAAUGUCCCAGCGCCAUACCAUCAUGCGCAGAUGGCAUAUAGCAGAGAUGGUCUGUCCUGUGCAAUGAUAGCCUGGAUGCUAGACAUCGACACACGAGCAGCGAUAAAGAAACGCGAAUUCCAACGCACAUAUCAAAAGCUGUGUCUACACAUCAAACACCUGGAGACCACAUUGAAGACCAACCAAAUCAAAUAUACCCCAUAUAUCGCCGAGGAAGCUGUCCGAAACAUCAAUCAAGCGAGACAGAACUUCGCAUCUCAGGUCGAGGCCAAGUUCAUGGAUAAUGCACCCUUCCCUAUCACGGCGCCUAUUGAUCACGAGGCUGAGCUGGAUAAUACCGUUCCUGAUGCGCUGACUUUCGAACAUAAACUUCAUCAAUUGGAGAUGUUGCGGUAUAUGAAGAGAUUUGAUUUGGAGGCUUUGAAGGAUGUUGAGGCGACACCGAGGGGGAGUACAGCUAGUAUCAAGUAG